Messenger RNA from Cucumis melo (muskmelon), 1472 nucleotides. RefSeq lists its product as uncharacterized. The coding region runs from base 1 to 1347 and encodes 448 amino acids. The record is from RefSeq and is a predicted model, not a curated record. The transcript is spliced from 2 exons. Gene Ontology annotation, molecular function: protein binding. NCBI's taxonomy places the organism in Eukaryota, Viridiplantae, Streptophyta, Magnoliopsida, Cucurbitales, Cucurbitaceae.
AUGGAAAAUUCCACAAGAUGCACUGCCAUUGAAAGGCUCAACGAGGCUGCAAAACUUGGCUCCCUCCAACUUUUGAACACAUUGAUUGAAGAAGACACAAACAUCGUCCAAAAAUGUUUGGUGUCAAAUUGCAAUUCUGAGACUCCCCUUCACGUCUCGGUUUCACAUGGUCAUCUUGAGUUCACUCGGUUUCUUUUGGAUCAGAACCCCGAGCUCGUCGUUGAGACCAACACGCUCCAACGCACACCUCUGCACUUGGCUUCUGCCAAUGGAGAUAUUGAGAUGGUUCGAGUUUUGUUGGAGAAGAACACGAGUGCUUGCUUGAUUAGAGAUUUGUAUGGAAUGAUUCCUCUUCAUUAUUCAGCAAUUAAAGGCCAUAUUCAAGUAACGCAAGACCUAAUCAAUGCAAGACCACAAACUGUUAAAACAAAGCUUGGGGAUGCCCAAACUAUUUUACAUUUGUGUGUUAAAGAGAAUCAACUGGAGGCUAUGAGAAUGUUGGUUCAAUCAGUGAUUAAUGAUAAAGACUUCUUGAAUGCGGUGGACAAUGACGGAAACACUAUUUUGGAUUUGUCGAUGAUACAUCGACAAAUUGAGAUGGUACGAUAUUUACUCAAUAUUCCAGGAACAGAAACAGCAGGAACAAGAUCAUUGUUAAACAUUGUGGUUUCAGAAACACGGAAUGUCCAAACAGAAGGGGAGAUAAUACAGCCAACAGGACGUAAAAACUUGUCAUUGUAUGAUUUUAUCAAUAACCUAGGUAAGUGGUCGGAUAAUGCGCAAGUGAAUCUGAUGUUAGUGGCAACAGUAACUUACCAAAGCGUGAUCAAUCCUCCUGGAGGGGUGUUGCAAGAAGAACAAAAAUUCAAUAACAUAACCAUUCCAAGCAACAUAGUUUUCACACGAGGGACUGCUGUUAUGUUGUACUAUGCCAUAGGAGGGCGGGGUCUUUUCCCUUGGUUCUUGAUCUCAAAUACUCUUUCGGUGGAUCCUUGGUGUUCAGUGGUUGUCAUUGUUCUCAUUCUAUUUCGGUGCUCUAUGAGCGGUAUGAUCACUGGCUUUUUAUGUACACUUGCCAUGUGUGGAGCUGUUGGAUCCUUGGUGUUAAGUUACGUGACUGGGGUUUGGAUCGUUACCAAUGGUACGGUUAGUGAAGAUGAUAUUUCUGCUCUUUUUAAGGGAGUGGAUAAUAAUAUCGAUUUUACAAAGUGGGGCUACAUAGGGGCACUUCCUGUUUUCAUGAUGGUGGCAGGACAGGUUCUAACCAUCAUGUUUCACCAUUUUCUUCAUCGGAUUCCGGCUUCAUAUUCCUAUACCAACAAGUCUCGAGACAGCCAAGGGCUUUAGGCAAAAAUUUAUUUACUUUAAACGGUUGCUUAGGCAAAUUUUAUUCACUCUAAAACGGUUGUUUUUAUCUUCAGCAAGACCUAAUUUUGUAUUUUAUUUCCAUUUAUGUUGAGUUCGUUUAUCAA